ACCAUUAACAUCAGACAUGGUCAUGUGACAGAUUCCUUUGGUGAGUUGUUCAUUGCUCACAGUUAUGGCGGUGUUAGGGAGUCGAAAGGAUGGAGUACUGUCUUGAUUUUUGCUUUUCUCGUUGAUUCAGGAACUUGUCACCACUUUUAAUUUGUAAACAUUCUACGUUUUAUUCCUGCAACGAUGGCGGACCGAGGCGUGGAUAUGUUGGCACUACCGAAAGAGGUCAAGGACCAAUUGGCGGAGUUGGAUUUGGAACUGUCCGAAGGUGAUAUCACACAGAAGGGAUAUGAGAAGAAAAGGACUAAACUUCUGCUUCCCUUCUUUAUUCAUACACCAGAACCUUUCCCCCCUGCCUAUGAUGCCCAGGCUCCUGGUCCUAGCAACGCCUCUGGCUCCACCCAUGCCAAUGCUCACACCCAGGCUCCUCCACCCAGCUCCUCUUCCCGCUAUCGUGAUCGUCGCUCUCGGCGACCGCACCGCAGCGGAGGGACCAGGGAUGACCGCUACCGAUCAGAUAUCCACACAGAGGCGGUGCAGGCUGCGUUGGCCAAACAUAAGGAGGAGAAGAUGGCACUACCCAUGCCCACCAAACGCCGCUCCACCUACGUUCAGUCGCCCAUCAACAACUGCACCCCACCAGACUCGUCGUCAAGUUCAGAGGAUGAGGGUGCUCUGUUGAGACAGUCGUCAGUGGGUGCUGGUUUGGGGGCUCCUGCCCCUUCCUCUCUGCUGCAGCCCCCCAGUCUGCAGAGCCCUGACUCCUGGAUCAACCGCUCUGUCCAGGGCUCCUCCACAUCCUCUUCCGCUUCUUCCGCCUCCUCCACCCUGUCCCAUGGAGAGAGCAAGCCCCAGCCUCAACCAUCCCAGACCCAGACCCAAGCCCAGCCCCAGUACAAGCCACAGUACCAGCCCCAGUACCAGCCCCAGUACCAGCCCCAGUACCAGCCACAGUACCAGUCACAACUACAGCCACAGUCACAGCCACAGCAUCCAGCCAUAGCUGACAUGCUGGCUCAAGCACGCAUUGGCCUUUCAGAGAACAGUGGACCCCCCCCAGACGUGUUGGCGGCAGCCCCCCAGGCCAGGGGCUCCUCUCAGGUGGACCGGCCCAACAACCCUCCUGUGGUCCGGGGGAUGAGCCGCGGACAGAGUCGCUCCAGCAUGAUGGAGACAGCCGACGGUGUCCCGGUGAACAGCAGGGUGUCCACUAAGAUCCAGCAGCUGCUCAAUACCUUGAAGAGGCCCAAGAGGCCCCCCCUCAGUGAGUUCUUUGUGGAUGACCAGGAGGAGAUCGUAGAGGUGCCCCAGCCGGACCCCAAUACACCACGGCCAGAGGGCCGUCAGAUCAUCCCAGUGAAGGGGGAGCCCCUGGGGGUGGUCAGUAACUGGCCUCCGGCCCUCCAGGCUGCCCUGGCCCGAUGGGGAGCCACACAGGGCAAGAGCCCCGCCCUCACCGCCCUGGACAUCACUGGCAAAUCCCUGUACACAUUGACCUACGGGAAGCUGUGGAGCCGCAGUGUAAAGCUGGCCUACACCCUCCUCAACAAACUGGGACCCAAGAACGAGCAGGUCCUCAAGCCUGGGGACAGGGUGGCUCUAGUGUACCCAAACAGUGACCCUGGGAUGUUCUGGGUGGCCUUCUAUGGCUGCCUGCUGGCUGAGGUCAUCCCUGUCCCUAUAGAGGUACCUUUGUCUCGCAAGGAUGCAGGCAGUAGUCAGGUGGGCUUCCUGCUUGGCAGUUGUGGUGUAACUCUGGCUCUGACCAGUGAGAUCUGUCUGAAGGGACUCCCCAAGACGCCCACCGGAGAGAUACUACAGUUCAAAGGCUGGCCUCAGCUAAAGUGGGUGGUGACAGAUUCCAAGUACCUCACCAAACCUGGCAAGGACUGGCAGCCCCACAUCCCUACAGCUAACACUGACCCUGCAUACAUAGAGUACAAGGCAAGUAAGGAGGGCACAGUGAUGGGUGUGGCUGUGUCUAAGGUGGCCAUGUUAACCCAUUGCCAAGCACUGACCCAGGCCUGCAACUACUGUGAGGGUGAGACAUUAGUGAACGUUCUGGACUUUAAAAAGGACAUGGGCCUGUGGCAUGGAGUUCUCACGAGUGUAAUGAACAGGAUCCACACUAUCAGUGUGCCCUACGCUGUUAUGAAGGCUUGCCCUCUCUCCUGGGUUCAGAGGGUCCACAUACAUAAAGCGCGCGUUGCCUUGGUGAAGUGUCGUGACCUGCACUGGGCCAUGAUGGCACACAGGGAACAGAGGGACACCAGCCUGGCAUCACUGCGCAUGCUCAUUGUUGCUGACGGAGCCAACCCCUGGUCGGUGUCGUCCUGCGAUGCCUUCCUCAAUGUGUUCCAGAUCCACGGGCUGAAGCCAGAGGUCAUCUGUCCCUGUGCCACCUCCCCUGAGGCCAUGACGGUAGCCAUCCGCAGGCCGGGGGUGCCGGGGACGCCUCUCCCAGCCAGGGCUAUCCUCUCCAUGGGGGGUCUGAGUCACGGGGUCAUCAGGGUCAACACAGAGGACAAAAACUCUGCCCUCACCGUGCAGGAUGUGGGUCAUGUAAUGCCUGGAGCUCUGAUGUGUAUAGUGAAGCCUGAAGGGCCUCCUCAGCUCUGUAAGACAGAUGAGAUAGGGGAGAUUGUGGUGAACUCUCGUGCAGGAGGCAACAUGUACUAUGGCCUACCAGGAGUCACCAAGAACACCUUUGAGGUGAUUCCUGUCAAUGCUCUUGGUGCUCCUAUUGGAGAGAUCCCUUUUGUGAGAUCUGGACUCCUAGGCUUCGUAGGACCCGGCAGUCUGAUAUUUGUGGUGGGGAAGAACGAAGGCCUGCUGAUGGUGAGUGGGAGGAGACACAACGCUGAUGACUUGGUGGCCACAGCACUGGCCGUGGAGCCUGUCAAGACUGUGUAUCGUGGGAGGAUUGCAGUGUUCUCUGUGACAGUGUUCUAUGAUGAGAGGAUAGUGGUUGUGGCAGAGCAGAGGCCAGAUGCCAGUGAGGAGGACAGCUUCCAGUGGAUGAGCCGAGUACUGCAGGCCAUUGACAGUAUUCACCAGGUGGGUUUGUACUGCCUAGCCCUGGUGCCUGCCAACACAUUACCCAAGACCCACCUGGGAGGGAUCCACAUCUUCGAGACCAAGCAGCACUUCCUGGAUGGCAACCUGCACCCCUGUAAUAUCCUCAUGUGCCCCCAUACCUGUGUCACCAACCUCCCCAAACCACGGCAGAAACAGCCAGUGGGUGUGGGUCCAGCCUCCAUCAUGGUGGGGAACCUGGUAGCAGGGAAGAGGAUAGCCCAGGCAGCAGGCAGAGAUCUGGGCAUGAUCGAGGACCAGGACCUGAUCAGGAAGCUCCGUAUGUGGCCUACUAUGAUGCACCAGUUCCUGUCCGAGGCUCUACAGUGGAGGGCACAGACUGACCCAGACCACUGUCUCUAUGUGCUGCUCAAUGCAAAGGGGGUAGCGGUAUCCACAGCAACAUGUGUGCAGCUGCAUAAGCGGGCGGAGAAGAUUGCAGCGGCGCUCACAGAGAAAGGCAGCAUCAACACCGGGGACAACGUGGUGCUGCUCUACCCUCCUGGUAUUGACCUGAUAGCCUCCUUCUAUGGCUGUCUGUACGCUGGCUGUGUUCCUGUCACUGUCAGACCUCCUCAUCCACAGAACCUGGCAGCCACACUUCCCACUGUCCGCAUGAUCAUCGACGUCAGUAAAGCUGCCUGUAUCCUUACCACUCAGAACCUCAUGAGGAUCCUACGCUCUAAAGAGGCUGCUGCCACUCUGAACAUUAAAACAUGGCCGACAAUCAUAGACACAGAUGACCUCCCUCGCCAUAGACCCCCCACGAUCUACAAGCCCCCCACGGCAGAGAUGAUCGCCUAUCUGGACUUCAGUGUGUCCACCACGGGUAUGCUCACUGGGGUCAAGAUCUCCCAUUCAGCAGUCAGUGCUCUGUGUCGCUCCAUCAAGCUACAGUGUGAGCUCUACUCCUCACGCCAAAUAGCCAUCUGCCUGGACCCUUACUGUGGCUUGGGCUUUGUACUGUGGUGCCUCGCAAGUGUGUACUCGGGCCACCAGUCCAUCCUAAUCCCUCCUAUGGAGUUGGAGAGCUGUCUGCCCCUGUGGCUGAGCACCCUGAGCCAGUACCGCAUCAGAGACACCUUCUGCUCCUACUCUGUCAUGGAGCUCUGCACCAAGGGGAUAGGCACGCAGACAGAGAUACUCAAAGCUCGGGGGCUGAAUCUGUCAUGUGUGAGGAGCUGUGUGGUGAUAGCAGAGGAGCGUGCUCGUCUGGCCCUCACCAUGUCAUUCUCCAAGCUGUUUAAGGACCUGGGCCUCUCCCCCCGCGCUGUCAGCACAGCCUUUGGAUCCAGGGUCAACCUGGCCAUUUGCAUGCAGGGAACCACUGGACCGGACCCCUCUACUGUGUAUGUGGACAUGAAGUCCCUCCGCCAUGACAGGGUGAGGCUGGUGGAGAGAGGGGCCCCUCAGAGUCUCCCUUUGAUGGAGUCUGGAAAAAUCUUACCAGGAGUCAGGGUGAUCAUUGUGAACCCAGAGACCAGAGGACCUCUAGGAGAUUCCCAUCUAGGGGAGAUCUGGAUCAACAGCCCUCACAGUGCCAGUGGCUACUAUACCAUCUAUGGAGAGGAGAGCCUGCAGGCCGACCACUUUAACACCAAGCUGAGCUUUGGAGACCCCACGACCCUGUGGGCCAGGACUGGCUACCUGGGCUUCGUCAAGAGGACUGAACUACUGGAUGCCGCUGGGCAUCGUCAUGACGCCCUGUUUGUGGUGGGUUCCCUGGAUGAGACUCUGGAGCUUAGGGGACUGCGCUACCACCCCAUCGACAUCGAGACAUCUGUGUCCCGGGCUCACCGCAGCAUCGCAGAGAGUGCGGUGUUCACGUGGACCAACCUACUGGUGGUGGUGGCUGAGCUGUGUGGCUCAGAGCAGGAUGCCCUGGACCUGGUGCCCCUGGUCACCAAUGUGGUGCUAGAGGAGCACCAUCUUAUUGUGGGCGUGGUGGUCAUCGUGGACCCAGGGGUCAUACCCAUCAACUCCAGGGGAGAGAAACAGCGCAUGCACCUCCGGGACUCCUUCCUGGCUGACCAACUGGACCCCAUCUACGUGGCAUAUAAUAUGUGAGAGGCCAGGUGGAUGGGCUGGGCAGAUCAUCGUAUGGUGGAAAAGAUUCUGGCUGUUGGAGUGGGGGUUGGGAAGAAAGUAGUUUGGACCAACCUGCUCCAUAGACAGAAAAUGCAUGGUACCACAAUGGGCAGUAGGAGGGGGUUGGCUGCACUUUAUCGCACUGUAUUGACACAGCCCUUUUUGGGGUGCAUGUGGUUCAAAUCUUAGGUCUUUUACAUUCCAGGUCUGUUGGAUUUCAAGAGGCACUGUUGUGUUUUGAGAUGUACACUGUAUAAAAUGGUGUAUAUAUACAGUACCAGUCAGAAGUUUGGACACACCUACUUUUUACAAUUUUAUACAUUGUAGAAUAAUAGUGAAGACAUCAAAACUAUGAAAUAACACAUAUGGAAUCAUGUAGUAACCCAAAAAGUGUUAAACAAACCAAAAAUAUAUUUGAGAUUCUUCAAGGUAGCCACCCUUUGCCUUCAUGACAGCUUUGCACACUCCUGGCAUUAUCUCAACCAGCUUCAUGAGGUAGUCACUUGGAAUGCAUUUCAAUUAACAGGUGUGCCUUGUUAAUUUGUGGAAUUUCUUUCCUUAAUAGUGCAUUUCAGCCAGUCAGUUGUGUUGUGACAAGGUAGGGAUGGUAUACAGAAGAUGGCUCUAUUUGUAAAAGACCAAGUACAUAUUAUGGCAAGAAGAGCUCAAAUAAGCAAAGACAAAUUACAUUCCAUCAUUACUUUAAGACAUAAAGGUUAGUCAAUACGGAAAUUGUGCAGUCGCAAAAAACGUCAAGCGCUAUGAUGAAACGGGCUCUCAUGAGUAACCGCCACAGGAAAGGAAGACCCAGAGUUACCUCUGCUGCAGAGGAUAAGUUCAAUAGAGUUAAUUGCACCUCAGAUUUCAGCACAAAUAAAUGGUUCACAGAGUUCAAGUAACAGACACAUAUCAACAUCAACUGGAGACUGGGUGAAUCAGGACGUCAUGGUCGAAUUGCUGCAAAGAAACCACUACUAAAGGACACCAAUAACAAGACGAGACUUGAUUGGGCCAAGAAACACAAGCAAUGGACAUUAGACCGGUGGAAAUGUGUGCUUGGAGAUUUUUGGUUCCAACCGCCAUGUCUUUGUGAGACGCAGGGUAGGUGAACGGAGGAUCUCCGCAUGCGUGGUUCCCACCGUGAACUAUGGAGGAGGAGGUGUAAUGGUGUGGGGGUGCUUUGCUGGUGACACUGUCUGUGAUUUAUUUACAAUUCAACGCACACUUAACCAGCAUGGCUACCACAGCAUUCUGCAGCGAUAAGUCAUCCCAUCUGGUUUGAGCUUAGUGGGACUAUCAUUUGUUUUUCAACAGGACAAUGACCCAACACACCUCCAGGCUGUGCAAAGGCUAUUUGACCAAGAAGGAGAGUGAUUGAGUUCUGCAUCAGAUGACCUGGCCUCCACAAUCACCCGACAUCAACCCAGUUGAGAUAGUUUGGGAUGAGUUGGACCGCAGAGGGAAGGAAACGCUGCCAACAAGUGCUCAGCAUAUGUGGGAACUCCUUCUGUUGGAAAAGCAUUCCAGGUGAAGCUGGUUGAGAGAAUGCCAUGAGUGUGCAAAGCUGUCAUCAAGGCAAAGGGUGGCUACUUUGAAGAAUCUCAAAUACAAAAUAUAUUUUUAUUUGUUUAACACUUUUUUGGUUACUACAUGAUUCCAUAUGUGUUAUUUCAUAGUUUGUAUGUCUUCACUAUUAUUCUACAAUGUAGAAAAUAGUAAAAAUAAAGACUCCAAUCUCCAAUCUUUUAUCUGGCACUGUAUAUACACAUGCACACAAACAAAAGUAUGUGGACACCCCUUCAAAUGAGUGGAUUCAGCUAUUUCAGCCAAACCUGUUGCUGACAGGUAUAUAAAAUCGAGCACACAGCCAGGCAAUCUCCAUAGAGAAACAUUGGCAGUAGAAUGGCCUUACUGAAAAGCUCAGUGACUUUCAACAUGGCACCGUCAGAGGAUGCCACCUUUCCAACAAGUCAGUUUGUCACAUUCGUCAACAGUAUGUGCUGUUAUUGUGAAUUGGAACAACGGCUCAGCUGCAAGUGGUUGGCCACACAAGCUCACAGAACGGGACUGCUGAAACGCGUAGCGCAUAAACAUCGCCUGUCGUCGUUUGCAACACUCACUAUAGAGUUCCAAACUGUCUCUGGAAGUAACAUUGGGACAAGAACUGUUCGUCAGGAGCUUCAUGAAAUAGGUUUCCAUGGCCGAGCAGCCGCACACAAGCCUAAGAUCACCAUGCGCAAUGCCAAGCGGUGGCUGGAGUGGUGUAAAGCUCACCUCCAUUGGAGUCUAGAGCAGUGGAAACUUGUUCUCUGGAGUGAUGAAUCACACUUCACCAUCUGGCAGUCCGACGGACGAUUCUGGGUUUGGCAAAUGCCAGGAGAACGCAAGCUGCCCCAAUGCAUAGUGCCAACUGAAGAGUUUGGUGGAGGAAUACUGGUUUGGGGCUGUUGUUCAUGGUUCGGGCUCGGCCCCUUAGUUUCAGGGAAGGGAAAUCUUAACGCUACAUCAUACAAUAACAUUCUAGAUGAUUCUAUGCUUCCAACGUUGUGGUAACAGUUUGGGGAAGACCCUUUCCUGUUUCAGCAUGACAAUACCCCUGUGCACAAAGGCGAGGUCCAUACAGAAAUGGUUUGUGGAGAUUGGUGUGGAAGAACUUGACUGGCCUGCACAGAGCCCUGACCUCAACCCCAUUGAACACCUUUGGGAUAAAUUGGAACCCCGACUGUGAGCCAGGCCUAAUUGUCCAACAUCAGUGCCUGACCUCACAAAUGUUCUUGUGGUUGAAUGGAAGCAAGUCCCUGCAGCAAUGUUCCAACAUCUAGUGGAAAGCCUUCCCAGAAGAGUGAAGGCUGUUAUGGCAGCAAAAGGGGGACCAACUCCAUAUUAAUGCCCAUGAUUUAGGAAUGAGAUAUAUAUUUAUUUAGUGUUAUAUUUAUAUAUAUCCACCCGGACAGAGUCAGUGUCUACACCAAACACAGCUUUCAACUGGAAGGGAAGAGAACUCUACUCUUGCCACACCCUCUACGGCCCUCUUGCCCAAUCACACAACACCUCAACAGCCUGACUGGCCCUCUAUUUGCACAGUGUCAGGGAGUAUUAAGGUGCUGAAGUCAAUCUUACCUCUCUCCCCACUCCUCCAAGAUCCAAUCAUCUGGAAGGUAUUGCGAGGGGCCAAAUAGAUGAGGACUUCCUGUCUCUGGGGACAUAAUUUCCUGGGGUUGAGUGAUACAGUAUGUACUAAAGACGUUAAUCUUACUCCAUUCUUACUGGCUUUCCUCCCCAAGCUUUCCAGGUCUUACCCAGUCCUUGUUUUUUUAAAUGAUCUUUAACUUAUUCUAAAUGCUUGUGCUUGCUUCACCCUGCAGUGACGUAUCUGUGCACUUUGAGGCAGGGGUUUAUGAAGGAUGUGUAAAGGCAUGUUAUAACACUAAUGAACACACAUUAGAUAGACCAAUCAAAAGCAGUAGAGGAAAUUACGUCAGUCAGUCAUCAUUGGCUGUACUUGCAUCACAGGUUUAUUGCUUGAAAAGGCUAAAUAAGAAAUGGAACACAUUCUCAACUUUAUUGAAUUAAGAUUACUUCUUGCCUUAAAACUUUGCCCAUACAUGUUUUGUUUUUGUCCAUUGCUGUUCUUCAAUUUCAUAACUUUGUGUUAUUGGAGUGAUAAUCCUGAUUUGAUAUCCAAAGGGGAUGUUUGGAGUAGAACAUGGAGGCCAUUUACUGUACUGUACCCAUCAAGGCCUCUGUAUUUUAGAUAUACUGUAUUUCACUGUAUAGAUAUUAUUUUAAAAUUGUAUGUAUAAAUGUAAAAAAAAAAAAAAAUCUAUUUAUCUCUCUCACCUGAGUUUUCUGGAAAGCUAACCUAGUUGUGAACAGAUGGUGGUGAAAGAUUAUUGUACAUAAGAUUUUUUUUUUUAAAUGUAAUGGUAAAGACUAGUGAAUUCAAGAUCUUAACACUGAUCUUGCACAUGUCUAUUUUUGAUGAUCUAAUUAUGCACAUUCCUCAUGUUCAAGGAGCAUAUUAAUUGUGAGGAAUCAUUUUUGAGGAAUCCAAGUUCACUAGGGGUUAGCAGAAAGGAACCAGCUAAUAGUGCCAGAAGUUUUCCCUGGUCAAGUCACAUCAAGUUCGAAGGACCUUGAAAACCACGCCACCAUGAAUAAGGUUGUCAGGGAUUUGUACAGUCAGCCAUAACUCCUGGGCCCAACCAGAGAUUGGUUUGAUGUUAUGAGCUUGGGGAGAACGAUGAAACCAUUAUAAUGACUGUUUUGUGGCAUAGUAAAGCAAGCUCUUAUUUUUUGUAUGAACCACUGAUCAAUUUGAUUAGAUGGAGUGUACUUUUCAGUGAGUGUCCAAAGCUGAGUGAUUGAAGAAUGUGAGCGAAAUAAUUUGGCAAUGCAACAUUUUGCAUAUAAAAAGGACUUUCAGGGCCCCAAUUUGCAAAAGUAGGACUGUCAUAUUUAAUGUAAUUAUACAUUGGCCACUAUUAUACAACUACAAUAGUUGGCUACUCUGACAACCGAGUGAAUAAUUCUCCCCAUGUUGUGUAUGUUUGUCCCAGGACUUGCUUGUCAUUACUACUAACUGCAAUUAAUCUACCACUGGGAGGUCAAUAAGGGCUUCCUCUUCUCUCUGCUCUCUCCAAAAUACUUUUUGACACUAUGCAAUCAAUGGCUGUCCAGUUUAACCCCAAUGUUUACACAGCCAGGGGGAAAUUCAUGUUGCUUAUACAUUUUGUAAUAAAUUUACACAAAGAGGACUUCAA
Molecule: messenger RNA, 9926 nt
Organism: Oncorhynchus nerka (sockeye salmon)
Lineage: Eukaryota; Metazoa; Chordata; Actinopteri; Salmoniformes; Salmonidae
Product: disco-interacting protein 2 homolog B-A-like
Exons: 40
Coding region: 184-5142 (1652 amino acids)
Source: RefSeq, a predicted model, not a curated record